Messenger RNA from Salvelinus sp. IW2-2015, 1074 nucleotides. The record is from RefSeq and is a predicted model, not a curated record. Lineage: Eukaryota; Metazoa; Chordata; Actinopteri; Salmoniformes; Salmonidae.
AUGGGAGUGGACUCGGACAUCGAGCGGGCGCUACGGCGGAACCCGCGCCUCCUCAGUGUCCGGCGGGCCCCUCUAUGCAGGGCUCAGAACCAUGGUGGGCAGCUCUCUGCUCCACGAGACAGCAAGGCCAUGUUGGAGAGGAAACAGUUCUGCCAGUGGCGCUGUAAGUGCAGGGUUAAGCCCCAGUGUGCCCCUGGGGUCAGCUCUGUGCUGGACGGCUGCGGCUGCUGUAAGAGCUGUGCCCAGCAGAUCAGAGAGGCCUGCAAUGAGAGGGACAUAUGCGACCCCCACAAGGGCAUGUACUGCAUUUUCUCUAAAGCCCAGCCGCGAUAUGAGGCCGGAGUCUGCGCUUACUUGAUGGCAGUGGGCUGUGACUUGAACGGGGUCCACUAUGAGAACGGCGAGGCCUUCCAGCCCAGAUCACUGUAUAAGUGCACAUGCACUGCGGGAGCCAUCGGCUGCACCCUGGCCUUCGUACAGAAGCCUGCUGUUCUCCUGGGUCCUGCCCCUCUGAGGAGCAACACGCGCCUGCCAGCCGUCCUCCAGAGCGCCCCCGGUGCUUCUAGGAAGCACCAGCAGGAUACGACCUACAUGGCCGCCAUGCCAGCUUACAGGGAUCCUCCUUUAGUCUGGAAGAAGAACUGCCUGAUCCAGACCACUCCAUGGAGUCCCUGCUCCAAGACCUGCGGCCUGGGAAUCUCAGUCCGGGUCAACAACAACAACGGCAAGUGUGAGAUGAGGAAGGACCGCCGCCUCUGCCUGCUGCGGCCGUGUGAGAAGAGCAUCAUGAAGAACGUCAAGAUGCGGAGAGGAAAGAUGUGUAAGUCCAAGUUCCAAGCUGAGAAGCUGACCCUGUCUGGGUGUACCAGCACCAAGAGUUUCAAACCCACUUACUGCGGCAUCUGCACCGACAAGCGCUGCAACGUCCCCAACAAAUCCAAAAUGGUGGCCGUCAACUUCAAGUGCAACGGCGGCUCCAACGUGCGCUGGAAGAUGCAGUGGAUAACGUCCUGCGUGUGCCAGAGUAUGUGCGACGACCCUGGGGACAUGUUCGCAGAGCUACGCUUCCUCUAG